AUGCCAUCACCGUACGCACACCCCGUCCCAGUGGAAACGAAAGGCAUUUCUGGUCCUAUUGAGUUCAAGGAGGGUCGUCGAAUCCAAUUCAAGUUAGACUUACUCAAACUGAAACAGCAUUCUCUCGUUAAGGUGGGUGAGUGGAGACCUGACUCAGGUGUGAAUAUAACAGACGUCUCUGCAUUUUUUGAACAAGGAAUAGUAAAUGUCACUUUAACAGUCAUAACAAUUCCGGAAAAGCCAUAUGUAAUGAUGCAUAAGGAAAAAAACUACACGGGUAACAAUCGGUUUUACGGGUUUUGCGUGGAUUUGCUCGAAGCAGUGUCAAAAGGUGUAGGCUUCAAUUACCGUUUGGAGCUCGUUGAAGAUCGCAAAUAUGGCGCGAAAGAUCCAGAGACUGGCGAGUGGAAUGGCAUCGUUAAUGAACUCAUGCGACAUGAACAGCCCUACGUUAUGCUGAGGAACACCGGAAAUUUCAGCGGUAACGAACGGUACGAGGGAUUUUGCAUCGACCUUCUAAGAGAGAUAGCACAAAUGGUUGGCUUUACCUACAAGAUCGAGUUAGUGCCGGAUGGCAAGUACGGUGUUUACGAUUACGAGACUGGCGAGUGGAAUGGAAUUGUACGGCAAUUGAUGGAUAAGAAGGCUGAUUUAGCAGUAGGUUCAAUGACUAUAAAUUAUGCAAGAGAGAGUGUAAUCGACUUUACGAAGCCAUUUAUGAACCUCGGAAUCUCCAUACUCUUUAAGGUACCAACGAGUCAUCCCGCUCGAUUGUUCUCGUUUAUGAAUCCUUUAGCAAUUGAAAUUUGGCUAUACGUUCUCGCUGCUUAUGUCCUGGUCUCUGUAACAAUGUUCGUCGUCGCACGAUUUAGUCCCUACGAGUGGAAUAACCCACAUCCGUGCCAUUCGGGCCCGACGGAAAUCGUCGAGAAUCAAUUCUCCUUGGCAAAUAGUUUUUGGUUCACCAUUGGAACGCUGAUGCAGCAGGGUAGCGAUCUCAAUCCAAAGGCAACAAGUACUCGAAUCGUUAGUGGAGUUUGGUGGUUCUUUACCCUCAUAAUAAUAUCAUCGUACACAGCAAACCUCGCGGCAUUUUUGACUGUCGAGCGGAUGAUAACUCCAAUCGAACAUGCUGAAGACCUUGCUGGCCAAACUGAUAUUACUUAUGGGACUCUCGACAGUGGUAGUACCAUGACAUUUUUUCGAGACUCAAUGAUUGAAACUUACAAAAAAAUGUGGCGGUUCAUGGAAAACAAAAAACCUUCAGUGUUUGUUUCUACUUAUGAAGAAGGAAUCCAGCGAGUGCUACAAGGCGACUACGCGUUUCUAAUGGAAUCUACGAUGCUGGAUUAUAUUGUACAGCGAGACUGUAAUCUCACCCAAAUUGGUGGGCUACUUGAUAGCAAAGGAUAUGGAAUUGCAACCCCGAUGGGUUCGCCGUGGCGUGAUAAAAUUUCACUUGCAAUAUUAGAACUUCAGGAGAAGGGUGAAAUUCAGAUGCUAUAUGAUAAGUGGUGGAAAACCCCAGGAGAUACUUGCAUGAGAACUGAGAAGGGAAAAGAGAAUAAAGCGAACGCUCUGGGUAUUUCGAAUAUAGGUGGAAUAUUUGUUGUUUUAUUGUGUGGACUAGCAUUUGCAGUAUUAAUUGCAAUAUUUGAAUUUUGCUACAAUUCAAAACGUAAUUCCAUAUCCGAACGGUCAACAUCAUCAGCACAACCACCUCCCACAUGCUCAGGCUCGCUGCAAGCAAUCCCGCAGAGUAUGCAACAGCAGAAUCAGCAGCAAGAGUCUUUAUGCACCGAAAUGAUGCGUGAAUUAUACCGCGCGCUCCGCUGCCGCUCAUCGUCUCAGAGACGACGAGCUUGCGAGAAAUGUUCCACUCACGUUGUGGGUUAUCCAUUGGAUAAUAUCUCCGCAACUCCUUUUAAUGGAAUGAGAUCUCAGCAAAGCAACCUAGGAGUAGCAAACGAAUUACCGCCAUCUCACAUUCACUUGCAUCAUAGUUGA
Messenger RNA from Cotesia congregata, 2007 nucleotides. NCBI's taxonomy places the organism in Eukaryota, Metazoa, Arthropoda, Insecta, Hymenoptera, Braconidae. The record is from the annotation of a GenBank genome assembly.